Messenger RNA from Dreissena polymorpha, 2260 nucleotides. RefSeq names its product myotrophin-like. The record is from RefSeq and is a predicted model, not a curated record. Lineage: Eukaryota; Metazoa; Mollusca; Bivalvia; Myida; Dreissenidae. Gene Ontology annotation, molecular function: protein binding. Gene Ontology annotation, cellular component: cytoplasm; nucleus. Gene Ontology annotation, biological process: regulation of barbed-end actin filament capping. The transcript is spliced from 4 exons. Bases 102 to 461 code for a protein of 119 amino acids.
GCAAAUGCGGAUGGCAACAAAAAAGAGCCGAUAACGGAAGUGAUUUUGCCUACCGGUUACUAUUUUAUUUUAAUUAUUUAUUCAGAAAAUACUUCAAAACCAUGGCAGAUAAACUGCUUUGGAGUGUUAAAAAUGGAGAGCUAGAAAACGUUAAAGAAUUAUUAAGCAAGCCAGGAAUUAAUGUGAAUGCAGAGUUAACUGGUGGAAGAAAUGCACUUCAUUUUGCCGCAGACUAUGGACAUUGUGAUGUUAUACAAUGCCUGCUGGAUGCUGGAGCAAACAUAAAUCAACCAGACAAGCAUGGCAUUUCUCCGCUGUUGGCUGCAAUCUGGGAGGACCAUGUAGAAGCAGUUAAAUUGUUAUUGGAAAAGGGUGCAGAUAGAAAUGCCACGUCACCUGACGGCGAGAGCUUCAUUGAAUGUGCCCAGACAGAUGAUAUGAAAGCGUUGUUGUCAAAGUAAAACCGUCUUAUGAAACCACAAGGAAUUUUGAAUGUACAAUUUGUGUGCAUCUAUGACUUCACUUUUGAAUUUAGUGAAACACUGUUUGUGCUUAUAGAUGACAUGCUUUGAGGUUAUCUCUAAAGCCAGAAUCCUGAUAUACCCGUAACAUGAAAACCUUAAUAGAAGAUGAUCUUGAAAAAAGUAGUUGGCUUAAAACUUUGAAUUUACGGAAGUCAGUUCUACCAAUAACAAACAUGGUGUCAUUCUGGGAUAAUAACAAUUGGUGACAUGCCAGCGUUACAUGUACUUGAAACUUCUAAUGAAUAAAAUCUUUAUGGCUAUGCCAAAUUUGUGUUUAACAUAAAAAAACUUGCUUUAAUAACGAAUACUGGUCAGUAUUACACAUAUAUUUAAAAUAGUAAUUAAUAUAUAUACUAACUGGUUAGAACUAAUAAUUGAUAAAUUCAAAGAAUUGUUGAUCAUGUAUUGUUCUGAUAUAUUAAUAAUUCAUAAUAUUUUAUGAUAAUUCUUCCUUUUAAGAUAUUAAUUGCGACUAUUUUGUACAUGCAUUUACCCAGUUUUCAAUGACAUUUUUGGCUAUUUUAUUGUUAAUGAGGCUUUACUCAACCUCAAAGUUUAGAGGUUGUUAUGUGUUCCUUUGUAGCAAAUAAAACCACUGACCCCUAAAGUAAAAAUCUAUCGCUAAGACCACUCAGCCAUCCCUGCUCAUACAAAGAGCCAUGUAUUUUAUACUUUAUGUAAGCAAUCAUCGUACUAUCACAAAACAUUACGACAACAACAGAAAUCUGCAUUUUUUUCAAAAGUUUCGCGUUGCAACGCUUUAUAAUUUUAAGGUUUUUAAAUAGUCAAACGAUGCAUGCAAUGGAUAUUUUAGAGCAUGGAAAAUGUUCAGUAUUACUGUUUCCUCACAAAUAUCAUAACUGCAAUAAAUAUUUGCGAAUGUGAAACAAUUUUUUUUUAAUUUUCUCAAUUUAUCAAAACGUGAAAAGGCCCCUUUAAAUGGGGAAAGUUUGGUUUUACUUGAGACACUUACAUUAUAAUCAUUAAUAUUGUUAGGAAUUGCAAAGAAAUUCAGAUUUUAAGGGAUUCUCCGUGUUUUAUCGUGCACAGUUUAAUGAAUCAUGGAAAUAUAUAUAAUUAAAAUACAAUAAAAUAAAAAAAAUUGUCAUGUGAGAUAACUUUUUGCCUGUUAGAAAUAAGUUUAAACUUUGCACAAAAAGGAACAUAUCCCUUUUUAUACUUAUAUUUUUUUGUUUGUGGUUUUGUGUGGAUAGUUUUUAGAUUAGUAUUGUGUAGUUUUCACUGAAUGUUGAAUUUCACCCACUUCUCCAUGUAGGAAACUUCAUGCUGUUUUCAGAUUAUUUGUUUACAUGCUUUUUCCUAGUUAUUAUUUGAUGGGAGGCGGAAAACUACAACGGGCGAGGCAUGGUCAGGGGUGAUAACCCCAAAAAAGGGUUAGGGUAAGGGGUCGGGUUAGGGUUGGGUUUAGGCUAACCCUAACCCGACCCCUAACACUAACCCAAACCCUAACCCUCUAACCCCCCCUUGCGAAAUACCAUACCAUGCCUCGCCCGUUGUAGUUUUCCGCCUCCCUUAUUUGAUACAAGUGCAUUUUAGUUUGUUAUUGUGUGUUACUUCCAUAGGUAAAUGGGUGCAAAGGCAUUGAGUGCUUUUUAAGUCGUAGUGCAAUUUUUGGACAGUGUGAACAUUUGUGUAUCUUUCAUACAUGUAUGUACGGUAUUUGUAUAAUAAAACAACAAAAAAAACACAUUGACAAAUGAAAAUGUGUGAAUUUG